This is a messenger RNA of Symsagittifera roscoffensis, 3485 nucleotides long. Its product is annotated as cyclic nucleotide-gated channel rod photoreceptor subunit alpha-like. Gene Ontology annotation, molecular function: intracellularly cGMP-activated cation channel activity; protein-containing complex binding; intracellularly cAMP-activated cation channel activity. The coding region runs from base 894 to 3287 and encodes 797 amino acids. Gene Ontology annotation, cellular component: intracellular cyclic nucleotide activated cation channel complex; plasma membrane. NCBI's taxonomy places the organism in Eukaryota, Metazoa, Xenacoelomorpha, Acoela, Convolutidae. The transcript has 8 exons. The record is from RefSeq and is a predicted model, not a curated record. Gene Ontology annotation, biological process: monoatomic cation transmembrane transport.
UAUAUAUAUAUCAAGUUCAGUUGUCUUCAAAAGUUGUUUUAAUUAUUCAAAUUUACAUAUUUUCAAAUGGUCAUCCUGUACUGGUCACUUUUAAAGUUAAUGUCUUUCUAGAUAAAAAUAAGCCGUUUAUUUAUCAAAAACUUAAAACGCAAUCUAAGGUACGUUCUAUAACAUGUAGUUUUUCGGACAUAUAACUUUUAAAUUGUUGGUCGAUGUAGCAUGCAUUAAUCAUUGGCAUAUCAAAAAGAUUGCUCAUAACUUAGUUAGCAUUUCGCGCUGUAAUGGUGUAUUUGGUAUGGAUGGAUAGGAAUGCGAGUGAAAAAGCAGGAAGGAAGUUCGGAGGGCCUCCCGAAGUACUGGUCCAUUUUCGAGCCGGUCGCAAUUAGAUGAUAAACCACGAAGUGAAAAAACUUCCCGCCGCGUGAACUUUGGGAGGAGGAGGAGGUAAUUCACAGUGCCGGAAACGCCCCGCCGCCUUUUCGAAGCACUAAUGCACUCUCGCUAAUUUUAAAUCUAAACACUCAGCCCUCUACCUUCAUUUUCUGGCUCACUCAGUUUAUUCACAUUUGAGUAGCUAGUUAUUUAUAAUCCCACUUCAACUUACCAUCCCUCUUCGAAGAAAUUUUGAAUUCUCGAUACUACCUUCUCUGUACUCUUGCGAGAGCAGCUGCCUUUUAAUUUCUUUGCAUAUUGGAUCAUCUAAUAGAUCCGAACUUUCUUGAUGUUUGUUGAUAUAUUAAAGCUCCCUAAAGGCGAGAAAAUAUUUUUUCCUGGAAUUACAAACACGAGCUUUGAUGUGAUUGGGCUUAACCAAAAUUUAAAGCCAUACGAAUUUCAAAACUAUAGAACAUUGAGCCAGCAGUCAGACAUAAGUUUGUUAUCCCGUACCGGAAAUGCUGCCAAAAAUGGCAGAUGCCGCUGACUGUCUCUCUCCGACAGAAUCGCUGCACUCAGUGUCCAGUUCUUCCGGCAGAACUGCCGUGGUGAACAGACACUCGGAACCCAACUUCAGAAAAUACCCUCCCCUCGCUGCCGGGUUGCCAUUUCCAUCUCCACCGCAUGCCAAUAGUAGUGAGUAUGCGGAUUCUACGUUGGAAACAGUAAAGAGCAGAUCGAGUAAGAAGACAACAUCUAGUACCACUUCAGUGAUAGCCAAUGCAACCAACAAAACGUUGGGCAAACUGACCCGGAAGCUCAUAGACCAAAUUAAGACAGACAAGAUAAAAGAGAAGGAAAAAGAGGAGUCCCACAAGAUAGAGACGUUCCUGGAACUGUUCAACCCAAAUCUAUCCACUGUAGGAAAGGCAGAGAAGUUCGAUGGGACAUUUGAGAAGAAAGAGGACGGCGAGCUGGUGAUUGGCAUCCGCAAUAAGAAAGAGCGAACUGCUUACGUGUUUGGACCUCAUGAUGCAGUAUACUACGUGUGGCAGACUAUCAUAGCCACGGCCUGUUUCUACAAUUUAGUGAUGAUUGUAGCAAGAGCGGGUAUCCAGGAGGUGCAGAAAAGCUUCAGGCCCCUCUGGUACAGUGUGGACUACAUAUGCGACUUCAUCUACUUUCUGGACAUGUUGGUGUCCUGCCGAACUGGCUAUUUCCUGGAGGGUUUGACAGUGGCUGAACCGAAGCUACUGCUGCAGAGGUACAUCCGCAGCUUCCGUUUCAAGAUAGAUAUGGUAUCCAUCCUGCCCUAUGACGUGUUCUACGCCAUUCCUCUCUACUCCUUCGAAAUAUCCCAGGAGAGGGUCGGAAGGCCAUUUGUCGUCAGGGGAUACGAUAUGCCCAUUUGGCGUAACAACCGGCUCCUUAGAUGCUACAAAUUGAUUGAGUUCUUCGAAGCUACGGAGAAGCGAGUGAAUGCUCCUAAUGCAUUCCGAAUGUUGAAUCUCCUUUUCUACAUCACAGUCAUCAUCCACUGGAAUGCAUGCUACUACUACGGAAUCUCCGACAUGUGUGUGCUCGGAAGCACCCGGUGGGUCUACGGAGGAUUCGACACAUACUCAGUUCUGAGAGACAUGAUCAAUUCAGGGAACACUUUUAUCAGAGACUACAAUGAAAGUUUACCAAGGGCGGAAGCGUCUGGAUUUCGUUUCACACCUUGUUCAUUGGACGUGCCUGAACAAAACGUAACUUGUGUGUACCCUCCGUAUUACCUGCUGAACAUGACAGAUGUUCAUGAGGUGUAUGACAAAGUGGGCAUCACAUUGGAGUGUAAACCGAGUGGAAUUACGUAUCAGUUCAGGUUCAAGGAGCAUCCGGAUAUUAUAUGGGAGACGUAUGAGUAUGCGAACAGGUGUUCUCUGUAUUAUAAGUACGUGUACUGCAUGUUCUGGUCUGCACUGACCUUGACAACUAUAGGAGAGACUCCUUUGCCCUAUACGGAUCUGGAGUACUUCUUCAUGAUUGUGGACUUUCUGAUAGGAGUGGUCAUAUUCGCCACAAUCGUGGGUAACGUUGGGAGCAUGAUAGCAGAUUUGAAUGCGAAGUCAAUUGCAUUCCAGCGCAAGACGGACAUGGUGAAGGUAUUCAUGACAUGCCAAGGAGUGUCAUCUGAACUGCAGGGCAAAGUGAUCAAAUGGUUCGACUAUUUGAAGCGAAAUGAUAGGUCUCUGGAUGAAGAUAAUGUGCUGAUUUGUUUAGCGCCUCGUUUGAGAGCGGAAAUAGCGGUGCAUAUUCAUUUAGCUACCUUGAAGAAGGUUUCGCUGUUCUCUGAAUUCGAGGUGGGUCUGAUGAUCGAAAUAUUACUGCGGCUGAAGCCAGAAGUCUACAGUCCGGGAGACUUCAUUUGCAAGAAGGGAGACAUAGGAAGAAAGAUGUACAUUGUCAAACAGGGCACACUCAAUGUCGUGGCGGACGAUUUUGUCACUGUUUUAGGAACGCUGGCUAACGGGCAUUACUUUGGAGAAAUCAGUGUAUUGGACAUUCCUGGAAAUAGAAAUGGCAACAAACGCACAGCUAAUGUUCAAAGUGUGGCUUUCACAGAAUUAUUCUCGCUCUCCAAAGAUGACAUCAUGGAAGCUCUGCACGACUACCCGCAAGCUAAAGCUGCCAUUUAUGAAAAGGGAAAAUCCCUGCUGGCCAAUGACGAUUUGUACAACCCAGAACUGGACAAUGAGAAGCUAGACCUGGAAGGGGAGGCGGAUGAAAGGCUAAAAGGCGUGGAACAGAACUACGCAUUGUUAGCCAGUCGUUAUGCCAAACUGUAUGAUGAAGUUAAAGACAUGCAUCAGAUUCUAAUUGACAAGAUCAGUAUGUUGCCACAUGCCGAAGCUAGUGGUGCGGAUAUUUAGUCAUUAAAUUGAUUAAAAGAGUUACUUUUGUUUUCUUUCUGCAGACAAUUUCUGUCCGUCUGCUUAACGUUGUAUUGCUGAGUUUCAUGCGAUCCAUUAUUUAACCAAUAAUCAUUGAGUGUUUCUUGAGUCUUUCUUGAGUAAAAUAACAAGACUAAUCGUAUUUAUUUAUUUGGCCGAUAUACUAAUUCAAUUCAA